This is a messenger RNA of Ustilaginoidea virens, 1299 nucleotides long. RefSeq lists its product as uncharacterized. NCBI's taxonomy places the organism in Eukaryota, Fungi, Ascomycota, Sordariomycetes, Hypocreales, Clavicipitaceae. The transcript has 5 exons. The coding region runs from base 1 to 1299 and encodes 432 amino acids. The record is from RefSeq and is a predicted model, not a curated record. Gene Ontology annotation, molecular function: oxidoreductase activity.
AUGUACAAGACGUGUUUCCUAGGGAUCAUGGUCAUGGUGGGCAUCAUGGCAUCAUGGCAUCAGGAGCAAGUCGAGAUGCUCGACGGCUUCACUUAUGCUUGCCACGCUGGUAACCGUGGCUCCAUCCUGGAACGCGCCUGCCCAUUGCUGUCAGAAGGCAACCGCCCCGAAUCGUUCCUUCCUUUACUGACAUUUUUGUCUGUCGCCGCCGAGUUCCAGACUCGAAUGAUUGCCAUCGGAAACGGCACAUACGGCGUGAUGAUACCACCACAUUCAAAAGUGACAUACAAUCUGCAACGAAUCGCCUCGCGCUCUCGGCUUGGCAGCUCAACUUCGCCCAGGGAUAUUGUCGCUUCGUUUUGCGACAUGUCAGAUCGGGCCCAAGGACGAAUCGAAGCCCUACGGCAGCAGCUCCAAAGCUCAAGCUCACGCACUAGCCUGCCGCCCAUUACGAGAAUAGCCGGUAAUUCUAGCGGCCCGCGUGUCCAGGGCAAGGUCGUCAUCAUCACAGGUGCGAAUUCCGCGUUGGGCAUAGGACGUGCAUCCGCCCAUCAGUUUGCAGAGAACGGCGCCAGAGCCAUCUACAUCUGCGACGAGUCCGGAUCAAACCUUGCCGCGCACAAGAAGGAGAUCAAUGCAGCCUAUCCAGGCGUCGAUGUACACUGCUGGCGGUUCGACGCUGCGGAUGAGGCGCAAGUCAAAGCCGUGGUCGACGAUGCCUUGAACCGCUAUGGUCGCCUGGAUGUAUUCUUUGCCAAUGCCGGCAUCACGGGCUCCAAUGUCGCCUUUACGGACUUUACAGACGCCGAAUUCAUGGACGUGUUGCGGAUUAACACACUGAGCGUUUUCCUAGCAGCCAAGUACGCCGCGCCGGCAAUGAUGAAGACAUGCUCCGAGAAGCCACGGUCAUGCGGCUCCAUCAUCGGGACCGCCUCCGUUGCCGGCCUCCGAUCCAAUGCCGGCUCAACACCAUACUCGGCUUCCAAGGCUGCCGUUGUGUCUCUCGCUCAGACCAUUGCCUACCAGCUGGCGGGCUCCAAUGUCCGCGUCAAUGCCAUAUGCCCCGGUCUCAUCGAAACCGGCAUGACGGCUCCGAUUUACGAAGCCGCUCGGGCUCGGGGCAGCGACAGGAAGAUUGGGCAGCUGAAUCCCCUGAGGAGAGGUGGCCAGGCCGACGAGAUUGCGCGAGUGGCCCUGUUUCUGGGCAGCGACGAGAGCAGCUAUGUGAAUGGACAGGCUUGGGCGGUUUGUGGUGGUUUGAGUGCAGGACAUCCACAUGUCCCUGGAAACUUGGCUUAG